Messenger RNA from Amborella trichopoda, 4609 nucleotides. It is a transcript of the gene CHR8, whose product is annotated as chromatin remodeling 8. NCBI's taxonomy places the organism in Eukaryota, Viridiplantae, Streptophyta, Magnoliopsida, Amborellales, Amborellaceae. Gene Ontology annotation, cellular component: nucleus. Gene Ontology annotation, biological process: transcription-coupled nucleotide-excision repair. Gene Ontology annotation, molecular function: ATP binding; ATP-dependent activity, acting on DNA. The record is from RefSeq and is a predicted model, not a curated record.
UACUUUCUCUCUCUAGCCAGAAAUUACCGGGAGAUUUCUCUCUCAUGGGGCUUCAAAUUCGCGGACCAUCAACCCCAAAGCCUUAUUUCUUAGGGUUUUUACUUUUUCAGAGAGAGAACUCGUUAACAAUAAGCCCUUACAGCAGUUCUCAAAUCAGGUGUUCUUUUUGGUGAUGGCUUGCCUUUGGGAAAUACGAUAAUUCAUCAAACAUGGAGGAGGAGGAAGAAGACAGUCUUUUGUUAAGCAGUUUGGGUGUAAAAUCAGCAAAUGCUGAAGAGUUUGAAAGGAGCCUGCUACUUCAUGAGGCUGAGGCUGAUAAGAAAGAAAAUCAAGUGCAUGAUGGAAAGGACACUGAGAAUGCUUUGGAUACACCAUAUUCAGAUUUGAUUAAACUGCACAAUAAAUUAAGAGCAGUUGAAGUUGAGAUAGAUGCUGUUGCAGCUAGUGUUGGGGGUGUAGGGAACAAAGAUAUUUCUUCAAUAAGUGUGGAAAAUGGUCAAUUGGGAACUGUAGAGAAUAUUGAAAGUGAAAACCCUGUGUGGACAAAUGGUUUAGAACUUCAACAUGCAUUAGCUGCUGAUAGGUUAAAAAGCCUUAGGAAAACAAGGAAUCAGCUUCAAAACGAGAUAUCUGAAAUUGAAAAGGAAAUUCCAAGUGAUAGUCUUGCUGAUAAGAAUCUACUUGGUAAGUUGGUUAAGGAAAAAAAGAAGCACAAACCAAAGUCAGAAGGCUCAAAACUUGCAACCUCUUCAAAUAGGAAAAAGCAGAAGAAAACAAUCACAUUUGAUGAUGAUCUGGAUUUUGAUGCAGUUUUGGAUGCAGCCUCUGCAGGAUUUGUGGAAACAGAGCGAGAUGAAUUGAUCCGUAAAGGCAUUUUGACUCCCUUUCAUAAACUCAAAGGCUUUGAACGUGGGUUCCAAAAACCUGGACCAUCAAACAGCCAAGCUGGACCAUCAAAUAGUGAAGCUACACCUGAGGAAGUUGGGGAGCACAAUCGUAAAGCAGCCAGCAUUGCAAAGGCUGCUGCAUCUCUCUCUGCAAUCUCAAAAUCUCGUCCUUCAACAAAGUUGGUCGAUGCCUCUGGAUUACCGAAACUUGAACCACCCACUCGUGCCUUUCAUAGAUUGCAGAAACAUUCAAUAUCAAGAGGGGCUCAAGUCGCUGAGAAGCCUGAUGUGGUGCAAGGAACUCCUGUAAAGAAACGGAAGCGACCUUUACCAGAUAAGAAAUGGAGGAAAGUCACUCUACAGGAAGAGAAACUAUUCUCAGAAGAAGAAGGUAUCACGGAGGGCCACCCCUCAAGUAGUACGAGGGACUCCGAUUCAGCAAGUCCUGAUUAUGAAGUAGAAAAUCAAGAUGGGAUUGUCGAUCAUGAGCCGACAACUGUUACCCUUGAAGGAGGACUUAAAAUCCCAGAAACCGUUUUCAACAAACUCUUUGAUUAUCAAAAAGUAGGGGUAAAAUGGCUUUGGGAAUUACACUGCCAAAGAGCUGGUGGGAUAAUUGGAGAUGAGAUGGGUUUGGGAAAAACCGUCCAGGUAAUAGCUUUUUUGGGUGCUCUUCAUUUUAGUAAAAUGUAUAAACCUAGCAUUGUUAUAUGCCCAGUAACUCUCCUGUGUCAGUGGAGAAGGGAGGUCAAGAAGUGGUACCCUGGUUUCCAUGUUGAGAUACUCCAUGAUUCUGUCCAACUACCGGGUUCUAGACGCAAGGUGAGAGAAUCUGAUGAUGAAAGUGAAAGCAUGUCAGAUAGUGAAACCGAUAACUCUGUCCCUGCAAAAAAUAUUAAAAAAUGGGAUGCUUUAAUUGAUCGUAUUACUGGGUCAGAGUCAGGCUUGCUCCUCACUACCUAUGAGCAACUUCGUAUACUUCGGGAAAAGUUACUUGACAUUGAGUGGGGUUAUGCAGUAUUGGAUGAGGGACACCGGAUUAGAAACCCUAAUGCAGAGGUCACUCUGGUAUGCAAACAGUUACAAACAGUUCACCGUAUAAUAAUGACUGGUGCACCAAUCCAGAACAAACUCACUGAACUAUGGUCUUUGUUUGAUUUUGUCUUCCCUGGCAAGUUGGGUGUAUUACCAGUUUUUGAGGCUCAAUUCUCAGUGCCAAUCUCAGUUGGGGGCUAUGCCAAUGCCACGCCAUUGCAAGUGUCAACUGCCUAUCGAUGUGCUGUGGUCCUGCGUGAUCUUAUAAUGCCUUACCUUUUGAGGAGAAUGAAAGCUGACGUGAAUGCGCAGCUACCAAAGAAAACAGAGCAUGUACUUUUUUGCAGCUUGACCAUGGAGCAAAGGGCGGUGUAUCGAGCCUUUUUAGCGAGCUCGGAGGUGGAGCAAAUCUUCAAUGGUAAUAGGAACUCUUUGUAUGGGAUAGAUGUGGUUAGGAAGAUAUGCAACCAUCCUGAUCUUUUAGAGAGAGAACAUAGUGCAGGGCAUCCAGACUAUGGUAAUCCAGAGAGGAGUGGUAAAAUGAAGGUGGUCGCACAGGUAUUGAAAGUGUGGAAGGACCAAGGUCACCGAGUUUUGCUUUUUGCACAAACCCAACAAAUGUUGGAUAUCUUGGAGAGUUUUUUGAUAGCAUCAGAGUAUUCUUACCGAAGAAUGGAUGGGCUUACCCCUGUGAAACAGAGGAUGGUUUUGAUGGAUGAGUUCAAUGGUUCUAAUGAUGUAUUUGUGUUCAUUCUGACAACAAAAGUUGGGGGGCUUGGUACCAAUCUGACUGGUGCAGAUCGGGUGAUCAUAUUUGAUCCUGAUUGGAAUCCUUCAACUGACGUACAGGCAAGAGAGCGUGCAUGGCGUAUAGGUCAAACUCGAGAUGUAACAAUUUAUAGACUGAUAACUAGAGGUACAAUCGAGGAGAAGGUCUACCAUCGACAAAUCUACAAGCAUUUCCUGACCAAUAAGAUUUUGAAAAAUCCCCAACAGAGAAGGUUCUUCAAAGCUAGAGACAUGAGGGAUCUCUUCACCCUACAAGAGGACGCAGACGGUGCUUGUACUGAGACAUCAAGCAUUUUCAGUCAACUGACUGAAAUAAACUUGGGUGUUCAUGAUAAUAAUCAAGGUGAACUAGAUUCAGCAAAGCCUGCAUGUAAUGAUAAUACAGGCAGUAAAAGAAGGAAAACCUCAAAAGAGGAAUCAUUCAGUAGUAAGGGAAAAGGCAAAGCUGACGAGAGUGACGGGGAAGUGGAUGAGGAGUCGAGCGUGUUGAGAAGCCUUUUUGAAGCUCAUGGUAUUCAUAGUGCCAUGAACCACGAUGUUAUCAUGAAUGCCAAUGAUGAGGAGAAGAUGAGGCUUGAGGAAGAAGCAUCCCAAGUUGCCCAAAGGGCAGCUGAAGCCUUAAGGCAAUCACGCAUGCUCCGAAGCCAAGAAAGGAUAUCAAUCCCUACGUGGACUGGAAGGUCAGGAGCUGCAGGGGCACCACCAUCUGCUCGUAGAACGUUUGGGUCCACUGUAAAUACCCAACUAAUUUCCACCUCAAAACCCUUGGAAACCCCUCCUACAAGUGGAGCUUCCAUGACCAAAAGCUUUGGUGCUGGUGCUUCUGUGGGCAAAACCUUGACCUCUUCUGAGCUUCUGGCUCGAAUCAGAGGGACCCAAGUGAGUGCUGUGGGUGCUGGGCUCGAGCACCAACUCGGUUCAAACCUUUCAGUGGGUUCAAGCCAUUCGGUGAACUCGAUCACUUCAAUUGGUUCUAGUUCUAAGGGAGGAUCUAGGCCCAUUAAGGAUAACAAAGCUUCUUCAAGUUCAUCAAAGCCUACGAUGGUUCAGCCUGAGAUCUUGAUUCGCCAGCUUUGCACAUUUAUGCAAGAGAAGGGUGGAAGUACCAGUUCAGCUAGUAUUGUGGAGCAUUUUAAGGAUAAGGUGCCAUCUAAGGAUCUGCCUUUGUUUAAGAACUUGCUCAAGGAGAUAGCGAGCUUAGAGAGAGGAACAGGUGGAUCAAAAUGGGUUUUGAAGACUGAAUAUCAGCAGUAAAAAGAGACUUGUAAGCUUCAAGGAGAUCAUGGGAUUUGAAAUGGCUUCUUAUGAGAAGAAGAGGCCUCAGAGGGAAGGCCAGGACCCGUGAGAAACAGGUGGAUCCUAGUGGCUCUGAGGCCUGAGUAUCAGCACUAGGAGGAGGUCAUGAGCCUUUUGAGGUGAAAUCAAGCAUUGAGAGAGAGAGCUGAUUACCUGUAACAGGGGGGGGUGGGGGAGAGAGUUUUCUUAAGCCUGAUUACCACUGACAUGGAGAUCUUCUGAAUGGCCCUCUCCCGAAAUAGAAGUACCCUUCUGAUGAAAGUACAUCAGUAGUUUGACAUUUGGGGAGUAUCGAGAUGGGUUUUGAGAUCAAAUCGCCACCUUUCGAUGAGAUUAAAGCACUUCAAUUAUUGGACGUUUUGGUGCUCUGUCUUUUGCAGCUGUAGAGAUAACAAGACUCAAUUCCUAUCAAGAACCUCAAGAGAGGUUGAGAAGCACGAUCCUAGUAAUCAUUUUUUGUGGUGCGGAACAUAAUCACCAUGUCAUUUUCUGUGUACAGUGCAGUUUAUUUUUGUUACCAUAUUGUUAAUUCAUUACAAGUGUAAUAACUGCAAAAUUUGUUCAGAUAUGAAUUGAAUGCUAACCAGCAAUUUUGGGUCCUC